Molecule: messenger RNA, 2261 nt
Organism: Cyprinus carpio (common carp)
Lineage: Eukaryota; Metazoa; Chordata; Actinopteri; Cypriniformes; Cyprinidae
Product: C-type mannose receptor 2-like
Exons: 3
Coding region: 263-1021 (252 amino acids)
Source: RefSeq, a predicted model, not a curated record
UCAUUUCUUUCUUUCAGUGAACAAACCUGUGAAGACAAGAUGAUACAGAACAAGAUUCAACUCGUUGUUUUUCUCGGUGAGUGUUAGUGAAAGAAACUGAUGUCAGAUCAGAGGUUUAGAUCAGCUUAACACUGUUGAUUUUCCUGCAGCAGGAAUCCUGUCCAAGGCUUCAUGUGACCUGGAUCGAAUCGUCCUGAUCGGAGAGCCAAAGACCUGGACAGAAGCCCAAUCCUACUGCAGAGAGAAAUACACGGAUCUGGCGAUGGUUCAGAGCGAUGAAGACAGAGCCAAACUAAAGGAGGCAGCAAACACUGUGAACUUUCAGUCUGUGGCCUGGAUCGGUUUCUACAGAGACACCUGGCGUUGGUCGUAUCAAAACACACCGAUCAGCUAUGUGAAGUGGGAUUUAUCUCAGCCGGACAUUCCUGACACAAACGAGGCCUGUGGGGUUGUAAAUAAGAAAGGACUAUGGAGUGACAGAAACUGUACUGUACAAGACUACUUCUUUUGCCAAACUGACACACAGGACACACUUCAGGACAAGUUUCUGCAGGUUGAACUGAGCAUGAACUGGCAUGAUGCUCAAAUUCACUGCAGAACACAAUACGCAGACCUGGCCGCCAUUACAGACGACACAGAGAACACGUUCCUCACAAACAUACUUUCUGUCAAGGGACAAAAUGAUGCUUGGUUUGGCCUGUACAAGAUCCCAUUGCUGUGGUCAGAUAAUAGCAGUGUAUCGUUGUCCUCUGUGAAAUGGGGGUCUGGGCAGCCUGAUAACGUGAAUGGAAACGAGGAUUGUGUGAAAAUCAGUACUGAAGGACUGAUGGCUGAUGACUCCUGCUCGACUCCACUGCCUUUCUACUGCCGUGAAAAUACAGCGUGUGAGAUUCACAGUCAAAUCAGACGGAGAUCUGGACGAAUCUGCAGUGAUGGAGGCCAUAGAGAAGAAGAUGAAGGAGAUCCUCUCGGAUCAGGACAUGGAAAUCACAUCCAGCAUAAAAUGGAGCGUCCAACCUGACGGGUAGAUCUUCCAGCAGCAGAAAACACAAGAAAACACACAAGAGACGGCAUGUGAGGAGUUAAAUCCAAUGAAACGCUAGACUCUGAUACAAGCGAUAACUUGUCCAAACAUUAAUGAAUCUUUAAGGAAAAGGCAUUCAUAAUAAAUGAUAGAUGUUCAACACCAUCACAUGUAAUUAAUACAGUCAAUGCAUGGUAAAUUAUAAAAUAAUGAUUUUAUUUGUUUACGAAUAAAUAUUUCAAGAUAUCAGGCAAAAAUUAAGCUUACGUCUAUUAAGUACAGCGAUUUUUAUUUAAUCUAUGUUUGAUAUGCUGUGCAAUCGAUUAGAAGACUGAACUGAUUCAGGAUAACACGCGAGCAAAGCGUCGUGCAAUUAAACGCUGAGAUCUGCUUAUUUCUAUUAAUGAAAACUCAUCACUUGUAUCACAAUAUCAAGCAGCAAAACUAGCUGUUUUGUACAGCUAAAAAUAGCUGGACGCGGAAGAGACCAGAAGCCCUGCACAUAAAGUUUACGAAUGUCCAGGAAAAAUAAAGUGGAUAAAGAACAAUCCUCACUAUUAACUAGAAUGCAUUUUACUUGCAUAUUGGCUGUUUUAUUAGUACUUAUAAAGCACAUAUUAAUGCCUCAUUUUUCAUGACCACAUUCUAGAUCAAUUAAUCCUACCCCAUACCUAAACUUAGCAACUACCUUACUAACUAUUAACCCUUUAAGCCUAAAGUGUACCCCCCCCCCAUGAAAAUAUUCAUAAUCUAAUUACUAAGCAACCACUAAGAGGAAUAACACACAAUAUGUCUCAUUUUAAAGCUUAGAAACUCAUCUUUUUAUUGCAAUUCUUAACAAGCGCUUGAUCAACACCAAAUACUGUAGGUGUCAUAUGAAAGCUUACAGUAUGAACUUUACAUUGCAUGUAGUCAGUUAUUUGCUCUGAUAAAUGAGAAAAGCAUGUUUUCAUAAUUUAUAAUACAUUACAGUACAUAGUACAAAAAUCAUAUGACAAAAACAUCACUCAGCUCAGAUACUAAUGUGCCAUAUAUCAUUUGAAAGAUCUCAGAGUAGAAUACAACAAUUUGUCAGGUUUUGCUUAUAACUUCAUAAAACAUGUUCAGAAAUCACAGCUUUAUUGACAGCAGAUUCUCCCCAAACUCCCCAUAAUCCAUCACUUAGAUCUAAAGAUAUUUCAUCAACAGUAUCUCAGCAUGACAUUAUUAAAAAAAAAUAUUUUCUAAAAAUGUAGAA